Merops nubicus (carmine bee-eater) is the source of this 1079-nucleotide messenger RNA. RefSeq names its product mannan-binding lectin serine peptidase 1 (C4/C2 activating component of Ra-reactive factor) (gene MASP1). Gene Ontology annotation, molecular function: serine-type endopeptidase activity; calcium ion binding. The transcript has 7 exons. Gene Ontology annotation, biological process: zymogen activation. The record is from RefSeq and is a predicted model, not a curated record. Lineage: Eukaryota; Metazoa; Chordata; Aves; Coraciiformes; Meropidae. Gene Ontology annotation, cellular component: blood microparticle. The annotation marks the transcript as partial.
GUACCCCCUGAUCUGGUCCUUUUGUGCCUUGCUGCUCUGCGUGGCAGAUGCCAUCGAGCUGACAGACAUGUUUGGGGAGAUCCAGUCUCCCAACUUCCCUGAUUCCUAUCCCAGCGAUUCAGAAGUGACAUGGAACAUCUCUGUGCCCGAUGGAUUUAAAGUCAAGCUUUACUUCAUGCAUUUUGACUUGGAGUCAUCCUACCUCUGUGAAUAUGACUAUGUGAAGAUCGAAGCUGAGGACCAGGAGCUGGCAAUCUUCUGUGGCAGGGAGACGACAGACACAGAGCAGGCUCCUGGCCAGCAAGUGAUCCUGUCCCCGGGGCCCUACAUGGGGCUGACGUUCAGGUCUGACUUCUCCAACGAGGAACGCUUCACCGGCUUUGACGCCCAUUACACCGCUGUGGAUGUGGAUGAGUGCUUGGAGAAGAGUGACGAGGAGCUGGCAUGCGACCACUACUGCCACAACUACAUCGGCGGGUACUACUGCUCCUGCAGGUUCGGCUACAUCCUCCACUCCGACAACAGGACCUGCAAAGUGGAGUGUAGUGACAACCUCUACACCCAGAGAAGUGGGGUGAUCACCAGUGCUGACUUCCCCAGCCCCUACCCCAAGAGCUCAGACUGCCUGUACCGCAUCGAGCUAGAAGAGGGUUUCUUCAUCACCCUAAGCUUUGAGGACAGCUUUGAUGUGGAAGACCACCCUGAGGUGACCUGUCCCUACGACUACAUCAAGAUCAAAGCUGGCCAUAGGGAGUUUGGCCCUUUCUGUGGAGAGAAGUCCCCAGGACUCAUUGAAACCCAAACCAACAGUGUGCAGAUCCUGUUCCACAGUGACAACUCGGGAGAGAACAGGGGCUGGAAGCUGUCAUAUACAGCAAUUGGAAACCCAUGUCCACUGGUGCAACCACCGAUCAAUGGGAAGAUAGAGCCUUCCCAAGCCAAGUACACUUUCAAAGACCAGGUUGUCAUCAGCUGCAACACUGGAUACAAAGUACUGAAGGAUAACCUGGAAAGCGACUCCUUCCAGAUCGAGUGUCUAAAGGACGGGACAUGGAGUAACAAGGUCCCUAUCUGCAAAA